AUGAGGUUGGCGCACCCUUGGGGGCUGCUUUGGACGCUUCUGCUGCUGCCCGCCGCGGCAGGAACGCAAGAGAGCUCGUCGGAAGGGCACGGCGGCGGCAGCCCGAGUUUUCAGGUCGUCACUUUCAAAUGGCAUCAUGUCCAGGACCCGUACAUCAUCGCCCUCUGGAUUCUCGUGGCCAGCCUGGCCAAGAUCUUUUUCCACCUGUCUCAUAAAGUCACCAGUGUGGUCCCUGAGAGUGUUCUCCUCAUUGUCCUUGGCCUUUUCCUGGGUGGCAUCGUUUAUGCAGCAGACCACAUUGCCUCCUUCACCCUUACGCCGACAGUCUUUUUCUUCUAUCUGUUGCCGCCCAUCAUCUUAGAUGCAGGCUAUUUCAUGCCAAACAGACUCUUCUUUGGCAACCUGGGCACGAUCCUUCUGUAUGCUGUCAUUGGGACUCUCUGGAAUGCUGCCACAACAGGUCUUUCACUGUAUGGGGUCUAUCUCAGUGGAAUCAUGGGUGAACUUCAGAGUGGGUGGCUGGACUUCCUCCUGUUUGGCAGUCUGAUUGCUGCAGUGGACCCUGUUGCUGUGCUGGCAGUAUUUGAAGAAGUCCAUGUCAAUGAUGUUCUUUUUAUCAUUGUUUUUGGAGAAUCUCUACUCAAUGAUGCUGUAACUGUGGUACUAUACAACGUGUUUGAAUCCUUUGUUUCAAUUGGAGCCGAAAGUGUCACUGGGGUGGACUGUGUCAAAGGAGUAGUGUCCUUCUUCGUGGUGAGCCUGGGGGGUACGUUCAUUGGUGUCGUCUUUGCAUUCCUGCUCUCGCUUGUCACUCGCUUCACAAAGCAUGUCCGAAUCAUUGAGCCGGGAUUUGUAUUUGUCAUCUCCUACCUAUCUUACUUGACAGCUGAGAUGCUCUCACUUUCAGCCAUCCUUGCCAUAACCUUCUGUGGUAUCUGCUGUCAGAAAUAUGUCAAGGCAAAUAUUUCUGAGCAGUCUUCCACCACAGUGCGAUACACCAUGAAGAUGUUGGCUAGCGGAGCUGAGACUAUUAUUUUCAUGUUUCUGGGAAUUUCAGCAGUGGACCCUAAUAUCUGGACGUGGAACACAGCUUUCAUACUCUUGACCUUGCUCUUCAUCUCAGUCUACAGAGUCAUUGGUGUAAUCUUACAGACCUGGGUUCUAAACCACUAUCGAAUGGUCCAAUUGGGUAUAAUAGACCAGGUGGUUAUGUCAUAUGGUGGCCUUCGUGGUGCUGUUGCCUUUGCUUUGGUGGCACUCCUGGAUGAAAACAAAGUCAAAGAUAAAAACCUCUUUGUCAGCACAACCAUCAUUGUUGUAUUUUUCACUGUAAUAGUUCAGGGUUUGACAAUCAAGCCUUUGGUACAGUGGUUGAAAGUGAAAAAGAGUGAGCACAGAGAGCCCAAACUGAACGAAAAGCUCCAUGGCAGGGCCUUUGACCACAUUCUUUCAGCUAUUGAAGACAUAUCUGGUCAAAUAGGACACAAUUACCUGAGAGACAAGUGGUCCAACUUUGACAGACAAGUCCUCAGUAAAGUACUGAUGAGAAGAUCGGCUCAAAAAACCAGAGACCGGAUUCUUAAAGUUUUCCGUGAGCUCAACUUGAAAGAUGCAAUUAGUUAUGUGGCAGAGGGAGAGCGAAGAGGUUCCCUGGCAUUCAUCCGCUCCUCAAGUAUUGACAACACAGCCAAUGUGGACUUCAACAUCAUCAGUCAAAUGAAUGAAGAGGGCUCUGUCUCCCAACUGCUGAGAGAAACUGCCAGUUCUGUCUGCCUUGAUAUGCAAGCUCUAGAGCAGAGAAGAAAAAGCAUCCGAGAUGCAGAAGAUAUGUUCACUCACCAUACACUGCAACAGUAUUUGUACAAACCUAGACAAGAGCACAAACUUUUGUAUAGUCGUCAUAAAAUAACUCCAAAUGAAGAGGAUAAGCAAAACAAGGAGAUUUUCCAGAGAACCAUGAGGAAACGCCUGGAGUCUUUCAAGAGCACCAAACUGGGCUUGAACCAGCCAAAGAAGCUGAACAAGAUUCACAAGAGAGACAGAGGCCAGAAAAGAAGAAAUAGCAGUAUCAUACCAAAUGGCAAUGUAUCUACUGAAACCCUAAAGGAAAAAGAAAUUGAGUUUUCUGAGCCAGAGGAAAAUGAUUAUGACCACCUACAGACAGGGUCAGCAAUGGAUUUCCUAGCUAAUGUCACCAAACAGAACUUCACAGAUACAAGUGGCAUUGACAAUCCAGUAUUUUCAGCUGAUGUUGAACAAACCACUACCAUGAGGUUUCCACCUUGGCUUUCCUGUGAAGAGGUGGUGGUGCCAUCCCAAAGGGCUAGAGUGCAGAUACCCUAUUCUCCAAACAGCUUUCAACGGCUUGCCCCCAUACGACUCAGCAAUAGAUCUGUAGAUUCCUUUUUGCAAGUAGAUGGCCCUGAAGAACGACCUAGAGCUUUCCUCCCAGAAUCGACACACAUGUAA
This is a messenger RNA of Varanus komodoensis (Komodo dragon), 2469 nucleotides long. It is a transcript of the gene SLC9A3, whose product is annotated as solute carrier family 9 member A3. Gene Ontology annotation, molecular function: sodium:proton antiporter activity. Gene Ontology annotation, biological process: regulation of pH; proton transmembrane transport; sodium ion transport. Gene Ontology annotation, cellular component: apical plasma membrane; brush border membrane. The transcript is spliced from 16 exons. The record is from RefSeq and is a predicted model, not a curated record. NCBI's taxonomy places the organism in Eukaryota, Metazoa, Chordata, Lepidosauria, Squamata, Varanidae. The coding region runs from base 1 to 2469 and encodes 822 amino acids.